Molecule: messenger RNA, 3276 nt
Organism: Paracoccidioides brasiliensis Pb18
Exons: 7
Coding region: 1-3276 (1091 amino acids)
Biological process (GO): regulation of DNA-templated transcription
Molecular function (GO): DNA-binding transcription factor activity, RNA polymerase II-specific; zinc ion binding
Source: RefSeq, a predicted model, not a curated record
AUGGAGAUAGCAAUAGAAGACAAGUCCAGAUCUCAGGUUUCUCCUUCUGGCCAACGCUUGCCUCCUCCUCGAGGCUAUUAUGAAAAUGGAUGGCGCUGUUCCAAUAAUACCUAUGAAGCUUCCAACCCCGACCCUCAUGGCGCUCUUCCACGUGGACCACCGAUGUAUAAUGCCUCCACACGGGGGAACCCUCACAGUCCUCCCGAAAUGCCCUAUGGACGACCUGGUGGUAUACCUGCGUCAUCUUCGAGUCAUCCAGAAACCCAUCCGCCGCCACCUCCCAGCUACCAGUCCAUGAAUGGCUCACACGAACAACCACCGCCCAUCCCACAACAACAGCAACCUCAACCACUACCGAAGCAACCUGGACAUGCUAAUUUCCAACCGCGUAUGCGAUUUCCCUCACAUGGCCGUCAUCCAAAAGGUGAGACCCCUGCAUUAGCAAUGUUUUCUCACUCGGAUCCAAUGCAAUCAAUACCGGCCUCACAACCUUAUACCCACGGCGCAGCUAUACCUCCUCCUCCUGGGGUGUAUGAUACAAAUAACUACUUCCUUAGCCAAGGUGCAAUGCCUCUAUCUAACCGCCAACGGCGGACAACGCGAGCUCAGCAGGCUUGCGACCAAUGCCGCUCCCGAAAAGCAAAAUGCGAUGAAGGUCGUCCGUCCUGCAGCCACUGCAAAGAAAAUAAUGUUCCGUGUGUUUAUAAGGAUGUACCCCCUCAGAAGCAAGAAAGAUCGACACAAACCAUCCUUGAACGAAUAGACCGACAGGGAAAAGACACGAGAGAAGAACUAAUGACAAAGUUGAAUGAAAUGACCACUCUUCUGUUCGAGGUCAAGUCACAAAUGGAUACCAUGACUGGUGCUGUUCCUCCGAGGGGACUGACAGAUUUGACGUCUAGCCUCAGCAAGAUAGAAGAAAGUGCGAACUUGAUGGCAGCAAAUCCUAGACCACCACCAGGGGUCCUUUGCCCCAAUGAGCAUUCAUUCGAUGCUUCCAUGCAUCGCCCCCUCCACGUCAUACACCGGGAUGAAAUUCGACUCCAAGACACUCCGAAAAUUGAAAAUCCUGAUACUGAUACUCGGGAAUUGUCCAUACCAAUAGAACACACGACUGCGGCUCACAAGCUACUUUUAUGGCCAUCUAUUCAGAAGCUAUUCCCGGAGAGGAUAGAUGAAGAUUAUGUGAUGCACCUGGAAGAAAACAGGGGUCCCCUCAGGUUAUAUGGCCAAGGUGAAGGUGACAUACUUGCGGACGUACCAGGUACAUCACCAAACUCCUUAGAAUAUGAUAGUUCUAUUGCAACCACAUGUUCAGGAGACAUAUGGGGUUCUGGUUUUGGAUUUCCCUCUGGGUCUGAACACGCGAGAUACUCCAUGCAGCCUCACCCCGGUGGGUUAACACCAAUUGGUAAGCUGGAUCUUGAUAGAGACGUCAUUCGGACGUAUUAUCAUAGCUACCUGGAGAAUAUGCACGCUCUCCAUCCGUUCCUUGACGCCACGGCAUUGAAUUACAUUAUUUUCAAUUUCAUACAACAGUACAGUCCGCACAAGCCUUCCUUCUCAUCCUUCGUUCCUCAACUACCACAAACUCCUCUCAAGCAAUCGACUGCGUUUACGAGAGGGAAAAGAAAGAGGCCUGCCGAAAGGACAUUUGAAGUAAACGCUGAUGCAGAUGUGGAAACGACCGCCGCUUUGAGCCCCGUCAUUCAUAAGUCAUUGGACAACGCAAUUGUGCUUCUAGUAAUUGCACUGGGAUCGAUAUGCUCUGUGAAAACAGAUGUUCCCGGACCAGUGGUUGUAGGACAAACGCAUCCUAGUUCAUUUUAUCAAGCUGUCAUUCCACCCUCGCCAAUCCUAGCAGACUCUGGUACGGCAAUGGGAUUCCAUCCAUCAAAGGAUGAGCUAUAUCCAACUUCAGCAGGACAUAACCAGAGAGUAUCUGGAACUGGCCAUGGGAUCGAUGGUCAGAACUUAACGGACCAGGAUGGUCCCAUUCUGAGAAAUAUGGAUGUCAUCCCUGGCCUAGCGUACUUUGCUUUAGCUUCGGAUAUUUUGGGCAAUGUAGUGGGUGGUGGUGGUCUGAAACAUACACAAGCGUGCCUUCUUGCGGCCUUAUACACGGGCCAACUCGCGCGUCCAUUUUCUAGUCAUGCCUGGAUAUGCGAAGCUUCAAGGGCUUGUCAGAUUCUCCUGAGACCCCGGACAUUUGACCGCAUCCCAAAAGGAACCCGCCAGAAAGAUCUUAUCAACUUUGCCUUCUGGACUUGCCUACAGCUUGAAAGUGAUAUUCUCGCCGAACUAGAUCUUCCUGCAAGCGGUAUAAGUCGGUUUGAAGAUCAGCUCUAUUCCCAAGAUGGCCUUUUUCUAAGCACGAGUGAACGACAGAUGCCAGACCCAUUUAUCAUGAUUUAUUACGUUGCGCAGAUUCACUUGAGAAAGGUCUUGAAUCGGGUUCAUACUGAGCUGUACAAGACUGAUAAACUUGACUCCCCAGGCCGAAAAGCCUCUUGGUCAACAAAAAUCCAAGAAGCGUUAAGCUACAAUCUUGAAUCAUGGAGAACAGGACUCCCAGACAACAUGAGAUGGGAAGAAUCCGACUCACCCUCCGACAACAUCAUCAUCGCCCGCAUGCGCGCCAAAUACUAUGGAGCCCGCUACAUCAUUCAUCGCCCGUUACUCCACCACGCCUUGCACCCAUCCAACUUCUCUUCAGAUGCAGUAGUUAACACAGCCGUGGCAUUCCAAAAUUCCUCAAAUAUGUCUACUUCUCAUGCGCGAAUCUCGCCGCCAUCGAUCAUGGUCAACCCGGGGCAACUUUCGACAAAUAAUCCGGCGGAAAUGUAUGCGAACGAUAUGGGUCCACCCAAUAGACCGGUGACCCUGGCACCUAAUCAGCCACAGCGGGUGCAGCACAUGCCUCCCCAGGUGUCGAUUAACUCGCUUGAUCCAAAAAUCCGCAAGGCGUGUCAGGCGUGUAUUGAUGCAGCGAUUCAGAGCACCGUUGCUUUUGAUGGGGUUAAAGGGAGGCCGGUUGUCACUAAUAUAUUUGGAACAGCGCAUGCGCAAUUUGGAAACAUGCUAGUUUUAUCAGCAACGUACAUGUCGCCGCUAUCGCAACUCGUAGAUCGAGAUACUCUGAAAAGGCUUCUGGAUCGCACGAUCAAAUUCCUAUCACAAAGCCGGCAUAUCUCACCCAGUCUGAAAAGGGAUGCUGAUAUCUUGACGUUGAUUCGUCUAAAGAUAUUUGAGAGUACAUCCUCUGGGGGGGUAUAA